AUGCAUUCUUCCGUUUUAUUUAUAAAUGUUAAUGCGAAAGAAAAUGUUUCACGUAGACAUUCGUUAUCGCACGAUUCGCCUAAUGAGAAAUUUACCGGACAAUCGAAUCCACGAAGUCGCGUAUCAGUUGAUCAUUUAAUUGAAUCGUUUCGUAGCAAUAUUCAAAUAUUCUUAAAAUACUUAAUCGACGUUGAAAUUUCUAUCGUUAAAAUAUUUUUUUAUGAUAAACAAAUCGAUGAUCUGCUCUCAUUGCUAAUUGAUCGAACAGCCGAUACGAUAAAAGAUGCUUUACUAACGGCGAUAUAUAUCGGAAGUUUACCAAUUGUUGAACUUAUAAUUUCUUUAUUUUCUGACUAUCCAGGCGAAGAGCAAACAGGAUGCAAGAAUUCGAAUUCGUUUCAACCACAUAUAACGCCUUUAAUGCUUGCAUGUAUUUGCAAUAAUUUCGCUAUAACCGAAUAUCUUCUUUUACGCGGUCAUGAAAUCGUUCUGCCUCAUCGUUGCGAUUGCCGAUGCAAAGAAUGCAGGCGAGAGACUAAAAAUCUUUUAAGUACAAUAAUCAAACUGGAUACAUAUAGAGCGAUUUCAAGUGAACCGUUUCUUUGGUUGGCUUGUUCGGAUCCAUUACUGGCCGCAAAUAGUUUAGCGCAUGACCUCGAAGUUUGUGAGCGAAUCGAAGUUGAACAUAAAGUCAUUUACAAUCGUCUAAAGCAACAAGUAAUUGCAUUUAGCGUAAAAUUAAUUGAAAAUUGUUGGAAUGUGCAAGAAGUUGAUUUAUUGUUGAGAAGAAAAGAUGGAGCUACAUUAUGUCAAUGUGAAUUAUAUUAUCCCCGAGUUCGAGUCGCGCUUGAUUCACAUAUGAAAAGUUUUUUGGCGAGUUUAAAUGUUCAAACUCAAAUUCGCGAAUAUUGGUACGGUCGCUGGAAUGAUUAUGGAGAAAAUGCGUUAAUCAAUUUUGCUAGAUUACUUGGACAUACAAUAUUUUACCCAAUAUUAUCAGUGAUAUAUAUUUUAUCAGCUGGAAAGUUGAUCGAAUCCUUUAACUACCCCAUUGCAAGAUUCAUUAGUCGGCUGACGAGCUAUAUUGUCUUUCUUUGUAUCUUAGUGAUAAUUCGUGUUAGCGGAUGGGCUGGUGAUAGUGCGGCUAAUCGUUCCCAUACAGAAAAUCCAAUCAAAUUUUUUCUCGAAUGUUAUAUUUAUAUAUAUUUCUAUGGUAUGGUGGUAUCACAUUAUUGCGAUUUUUGUAAUCAUGGUUUAGCAAGAUAUUAUGAAAUGUGGUGGAGAUGGUAUGAUUUAUUACUUUUAUGGCUGUUUUCUGGUUCAUUUUUUUGUUGGAUUAUGUCAAUGGCAACGGUAGCACAAGAUGGUAUUGCCGUAUUACAUCGAAGACAUUGGGUCCAAUAUGAUUUUGCGUUGAUUUACGAGAUUUGCUUCGGUAGUGCAUGUAUUAUGGCAUUUUGGCGAAUUUUUUAUUUUAUGCAAUUACAACGUUCAAUUGGUUCGACUAUUAUUUCGAUUGGAAAAUGUGCGAGUGCUGUUGUUCUUUUUAUAAUAAUAAUGUUCGUUGUAAUGCUUUGUUUUGGUUUUGGUAUUAAUACAAUAUUUGAAUCGUAUACGAAUAAUGAAAUGAUCGAUUCAGAUGGACAAAUUGUAAAAAUGAAAAGUUCCUUUUCCAACAUCGUUAUAACAGUUCGAAAUUUAUAUUGGUCGUUAUAUGGUUAUUUGGCACCUUGGGAUUAUGCAUUGGUGGUUGGAAAUGCUGGACCACAGCAGGAUAUUAUGCAUCAUUAUAUCACUGUUGUGACUGGUGAAUUUAUUGUCGCUGCUUAUCAUAUAACUUUAGUUAUAAGUUUAUUGAAUUUAAUGGUAUCAUUGCUUAUCCAAACUGCUGAUCGAGUUUUGAAAAACGAAGACUGUGAAUGGAAAUACACUCGUUUACAUAUAUAUUUCGAAUAUUUUGAAUGGUACUCACCUUUACCACCGCCAUUUAAUAUUGUAUUUUUAUUAAUAAAUAGUAUCUAUCGAAUUGUGCAUAAAGAAUAUAAAUUUGUAUUCCCCGUGAGUUAUUAA
Molecule: messenger RNA, 2070 nt
Organism: Dracunculus medinensis (Guinea worm)
Lineage: Eukaryota; Metazoa; Nematoda; Chromadorea; Rhabditida; Dracunculidae
Source: the annotation of a GenBank genome assembly